CGCUAACUUGAUAACCCCCUUAGUAUUUGUUUAUGGCAAGGAAGUUGAUGAUGGUGCUCAUACAAAAGGGAAAAGAGUUUCAACUGUAAUGCGUGGAGGAAAGCUGCUCGUCACCUCUGUUUCAGGAUGACACUAAAACUACUGCUGGCUUUCCUGUGUGGUGUAAGAGCUCAACAAGGUCCUCCACCUCUGCUGCUGGUGUCAUUUGAUGGUUUCAGAGCGGACUACCUGCAGAGGUUCCCGAUGGUGAACCUGAAGCUCCUGUACGGCCAGGGAGUAUUAGUGGAGGAGCUCACCAACGCCUUCAUCACCAAGACGUUUCCAAACCACUAUACUCUGGUGACAGGGCUGUACACUGAAUCUCACGGCAUCGUCGCCAAUUAUAUGUACGACCCAGUCAGUCACACGUACUUCCACGCUGGGGCUAAAAAUGAGCAGUGGUGGUGGAACGAGGCGGAGCCCAUUUGGGUCACAGCACUUGACUCGGGCUACAAGACGGCAGGGGGGAUGUGGCCUGGCUCAGAUUUAGCCAUCAGAAACCGCACGCCAACGUAUUUCCUGCCCUACAACUCUGCUGUGACAUUCCGGCAACGAGUGGAGAAUGUGACAAACUGGAUUCUGGGCGAUGGGAAGGAGGACGGAGUGAAGUUUGCCACUCUCUACUGGGAGGAGCCAGACAGGUCAGGUCACUUUUAUGGCCCUGACAACACAACUGCUAUGGGCAAAGUUUUGAAGGAGGUUGACGACAACAUUGGCGUGCUGGUCUCAGAGCUGAAACGGACAGGCCUCUGGGGUCACGUCAACGUCCUGAUAGUCAGCGACCACGGCAUGACUCAGGUCUCCACGGAGCGCCUCAUACGGCUGGAUGACUGCAUCAGUCCAGACACCUACACAGUGGUAGACCUCACACCUGUGGCAGCAAUUUUCCCUCAUGAAGAUCCAGAGAGCAUUGUCAACCAGCUGAAUAAGUGCCAUUCUCACAUGAAAGCAUAUUUGAAGAAAGACAUCCCUGACAGGCUGCAUUACAGCAACAACGUACGCAUUCAGCCGGUCAUUGUGGUUGCUGAUGAGGGCUGGACAAUUGUGCAGAAUGGGAACAACAUCAAUAGAUUGGGUGAUCACGGCUACGACAAUGCUCUACCAAGCAUGCACCCCUUCUUUGCAGCCACUGGUCCAAGUUUCCGUCAGGGUUACAAAAUCAAAAGAUUACAUAGUGUUGACAUUUACCCGCUCAUGUGCCACCUGCUGUCGGUGCCCCCGCAGCCCAAUAACGGCUCCAUGACCCAAGCCCGGUGCUUGCUGGCAGGUGAAUCCUGCUGGGAUGUCGACAUGACGGUCCGUCUGUUAGUGGGCAUCCUGCUGCUGAUCGCUGCAGUUGCAAUUGUGUUCAAACUGGUGUGCCGCAGAAAAACGUCAGAACCCCUCAUCCCGAAGAACAGAGUCGAGGGAGAUCAUGACUUUCUUUGACUUAAGGCUUUUGUGGUUUCGAUGGCACCCUAAAAACUAACAACCACACUCGACCCAAUGGCAAGUCCCACAGAGCCUGUCAAGGACAUUUUUGCAGGAACUUGAUCAGGAUGUCUGUUUUACUGACUGAUACCAACUGUUGAGAAAGUCACUGCUGUUUCAUUCAUGCUACAAAAUACUUAAAAAUGUGAUAGGAGCUAGUCAUUUUAGUGGAAUGCAAUUUUUAAAGGGAAAUGUUACCGUUUUAAAAUAUUAUUUAAACUGAGAUUAAUAACUUUAUUGUGAAAAUUUAGUGGCAUUGUUUCUACAAAAUGUGAGCAGAUCAUUUUUUGUACUUGUACUGUUACUUUCUGUCAGCAGAGGGAGCCAGUAGACUGUUUUCAUGUUUAUAUUGUACCUCACUGAAUCAUCUUGAAGAAGAGGAAGGACCACAAAAAUAUAUGUUUGAAUGGAUUGUUUCUACUCUCAUAUUUUAGAGGAGACAGCUAUGGUCUUCUUCUUUUAUCCAUGACUGCAUUUUUCAAAAAUAAGGGAGCUGAAGUGACACAUCUUAUUGUUUAUUAAUUGUAUGAAAAGGGAAAACUACUAUUAAACUCAAAUUACUUUUCUAAA
Messenger RNA from Cheilinus undulatus (humphead wrasse), 2079 nucleotides. RefSeq names its product ectonucleotide pyrophosphatase/phosphodiesterase 4 (gene enpp4). NCBI's taxonomy places the organism in Eukaryota, Metazoa, Chordata, Actinopteri, Labriformes, Labridae. The transcript has 8 exons. The record is from RefSeq and is a predicted model, not a curated record. The coding region runs from base 127 to 1467 and encodes 446 amino acids.